This is a messenger RNA of Trypanosoma rangeli, 1908 nucleotides long. RefSeq lists its product as uncharacterized. The record is from RefSeq and is a predicted model, not a curated record. NCBI's taxonomy places the organism in Eukaryota, Euglenozoa, Kinetoplastea, Trypanosomatida, Trypanosomatidae. The transcript has a single exon. The coding region runs from base 1 to 1908 and encodes 635 amino acids.
AUGGAGGUGAAGGCGGAAGUUCAUACACGCAUACUUAGGGAUCUUUCCAAUGAAGGGCUGACUGUUGUGGUGCAGGAGGCGGUGUUGAGUAGUAUAGGUGCACUACUUCCGGUUACCCCCUGCUUCACUUCACUUCCUUCCAAGGUGAACGAGGCGGUGCAUGCUCUUUUGUCUCUCACACAGUUGAUGAGUCAAGGUGAUACUUACUUUGAAGCAGCCUUUCAGAGGAGUCGGACUGCCUUGAAAAGACUUGCCGCUGAAUCUCUCGGGGGUGUUGAUGGAUUCGUGCGACGUGAAGAGGUGACGGCAGCCUUAUCAUACAUCAGAUGUUUGGCGCGCUUUCGUGCCCUGUGGGUCUUUUUAUUUGGUGCUGCGUAUUCGCGAUCAUCACAAAAAUUUGCUCCUCCUCAUAUGUUUGCUGUUCGCUGGUCUGAAGUUUUAUGCGAUUCUACUUUGGGCUGGUUUAGUGAAAUUCAGGAAGAGGCGAAGCGGACAUUUGCCUCGAUACAAGGGGGGAACACGUCGCUGUUUGCCUAUUUUUUAUUUGUACUGCAGCAUGCACUCUCCAUUCGCAUGAUAUUAGUGGAGUGCGUCGCGGAAAUGAUGCUAAAUUCUUCUGUGCAUUUUGAUGUUAUGGCCGUCGUGCGUAAUAUGUACAUGGCAUCUGAGGCGUUGAACGAGGUGGCGGAGCUUCAGAGCAUUUGGAGACAAGAGGGAUUAUUGCCAGAUGCACUUCGCGAGAAGUGUCUGUUGUAUCAGUUUUCUAGUGAUAACAUUUGCCACAGUUUGUGGGUUCAUUCUGGAUUGGACCCAGUCCUCUCCCUCACGGAGAAGCGCGCGAGGAUAUUUGUGCUCUGCCCCUUUUUUUGGAUUCUACAGCACCUGGUGUGGGACCUGUAUGGACGCCUAACGCUUUUCUUUCAGAGUUGCUUUAUAGCCAUGCCCUUUGAGGGCCUUUUCCAUUAUCCCUUGAAGGAUGCGGGAGGCGCAGGGGCGGCGAUUUCCGACGAAUUACAACCGGUAGUGGGACGGAAUAUAUCCCAUACGAAUUGCUCAUUCGAGAGGAGGCAAGAAAACCGUGUGGAUUUGGCAGUAAAUUCUGCCGCUACAGAUGUGGUCUCGUUUUUGCGUAGGAGGGUGACAACGUCAGCCUCAAGCGCGUCUUUGGACCCCACGUCCACAGGUUUAAAGUCGCAGUCAAGUUGUGUGUCUCCAUCACGUGGGGAUUCUGUGACACGCUUGGUGGAGAAUGAGUCACUGGAGGCAUAUCAUAAGGAGUUUCUUUUGCCGUUUGAUUUAAAUUUUGCUUGUACCGAGGUUAAUGAAAGCGGGUUCUUGGAUUCCAUUGGUUCUCACAUACUGGCGGAAGCAUUAUGGAACCUCAUCUGUGAGCGGCCCCGUACCACGUUUUUUGUGAUCACUGACUGUACACGACGCCCAGGGGCGCGUGCGUGGCAACGCAAUCGUUGCACUGUCACCACCUGCAUGGAUGAUGCGGCGGGUCGACAAGGUAUGGAACAUUGGGUACUGAACUUUGUGUGUCCCAGCGCUCGACUGUCGGAGAAUGCCAUGAAGCGUGCGCAGCAGGAGUCAAUGCUUCUUUGGGCUGUUGUCUUUCAAGUGGCUGGAUCGCCACAGCGGAGGACGCGGUUUACGAAUGAUGGCUCUGUUUUUUAUGUGGUACGCAGCGAUAAUGAAAUGGAUGGGGGAAGAAUGUACUUUGUUCUCCUGCUGCAACACGGUGUCAGCACCACACAUCCACACGGAGGUGUGAGGGAUAAGAGCGCAAGGGAAGUGUCAGGGGAGGAGUCUCGUUGGGCAUUUCGAUCAUUAGAAGAGGUGUGUGCGGCAUGGAGUAUGCCUCAGCUAUGCAACCUGGCCGUUCGUCUGGCGGUGGGUCUCGCAUGA